CUCACACUGAGAGUAACAUCGCUUUGCUCCAUGCACCUCUUUCUCUCGCUAAAAUUUCUUUCUCUCCUCUAAUGCUUCAAUGGUGAAAAUGCACACAGACAGUCCCUUCAACUGGGAGCUUCGUCUUCUCCCUUGCUUGAAACCCAUAUUCCUCUUUAGAGACAGUCUUCUUCUUCAUAUACAAAUCCCCAGAAACACCAUUGAUAAGCCCAAUUCUAGGGUUUGAGAGAGAUUUUACUGAGCUACCAGACUUUGAAACCUCAUAAAAAUGGCUGGACCCUCUCAUUCACUCAUAUCUACGAGCACUGCUCUUUUUCCUCCAUCACUCCCCGUUCAAAGGUCCACUUAUUUAUCUAAUCCCCUCUUCCUCAAGCCUCUUCCCAAAAAAUUUAGGGUUUAUGCAUGUUCUUCCAGCACUGAACCGAGCAAUUCCCUCCCCACAAAAGGGAAAAACCCUUUGAUGGCUGUUCUGGAAAUUCCAGUAACCAUUUGGAGACAAACUAUGAAGCCAUUAAGUGAUUUUGGGUUUGGAAGACGCAGUGUAUGGGAAGGGGGAGUGGGUCUAUUUGUUGUUUCAGGCGCAGUUCUUCUUGCUCUUUCGCUUGCAUGGUUGAAGGCAUUCCAUAUAAGGUCUAAGUUUAGGAAAUACCAGACCAUUUUCGAGUUUUCAAACGCAUGUGGAAUUUGUAUGGGGACUCCUGUUAGAAUAAGGGGAGUUACUGUUGGGACCGUGGUGGGUGUGAAUCCUUCGCUAAAAAGCAUAGAUGCAGUAGUUGAGGUUGAAGACGAUAAAAUAAUCAUACCUCGGAAUUCCUUGGUUGAAGUGAAUCAGUCUGGUCUUCUUAUGGAGACCAUGAUUGACAUUACACCUCAAGAACCGCUUCCAUCACCAUCAUCAGUUGGACCUCUUGAUCCAGAUUGCUUGAAGGAAGGCCUUAUUAUAUGUGACAGACAGAGGAUUGUGGGACAACAGGGUGUUAGCUUAGAUGAAUUGGUUGGAAUUUUCACUCGUCUUGGACGGGAAAUGGACCGGAUUGGUGUGGCCAAUACCUAUCAUUUGGCAGAAAAAGUAGCAUUUGCAGUAGAAGAAGCGAUGCCCUUGCUUGCAAAGAUUGAAGCUUUAACUGACGAUAUUCAACCUUUGCUAUCUGAGGUUCGUGAUAGCGGCCUGCUAAGGGAUGUAGAGAAUUUGACCAAGCGUCUGACAGAUGCAAGUGAAGAUUUGAGGAGGGUACAUUCUUCCAUGUUGACCACUGAGAACACUGAACUAAUCCGGCAGUCGCUGUCCGCCCUCAUACGUACCCUGAAAAACAUUGAGGGUAUAAGCUCUGAUAUCUCAGGUUUCACUGGUGAUGAAGUCACGAGGCACAAUCUAAAAUUGCUCAUCAGGUCCUUAAGCAGGUUGAUAUAGAAAAAUAAAACUGAAGGCAGAGCUGUUUUUGAGUUGGACUACAGGUAUUCAUUCACUUCACUCACUUUCUCAGGCCUUAGUGCAAUUCAAUAUGUAGCUAUUGUUAUGUUCGUGUAUUUUUAGGGGUUGAUAGGCUUUGGUUGGAGGUUUCUUUGUCUUAUCUCCCAAACAAUGCAUAUUGGACCGAAUGAUCGAACAAUUGAAAGAAAAUAGCUGAGUGGGUAUGAGGCCUAGGCAUUGUCUAUGCAUUUCUUAUCUAA
Molecule: messenger RNA, 1671 nt
Organism: Amborella trichopoda
Lineage: Eukaryota; Viridiplantae; Streptophyta; Magnoliopsida; Amborellales; Amborellaceae
Gene: ABCI15
Product: trigalactosyldiacylglycerol2
Cellular component (GO): chloroplast inner membrane
Molecular function (GO): lipid carrier activity; phospholipid binding
Source: RefSeq, a predicted model, not a curated record